Exophiala xenobiotica is the source of this 3105-nucleotide messenger RNA. RefSeq lists its product as uncharacterized. The record is from RefSeq and is a predicted model, not a curated record. Bases 71 to 3043 code for a protein of 990 amino acids. Gene Ontology annotation, molecular function: RNA binding; ATP binding. Gene Ontology annotation, cellular component: intracellular anatomical structure; spliceosomal complex. The transcript is spliced from 2 exons. Gene Ontology annotation, biological process: mRNA splicing, via spliceosome. Lineage: Eukaryota; Fungi; Ascomycota; Eurotiomycetes; Chaetothyriales; Herpotrichiellaceae.
CUCAACUAGCAACAGUAAGGCCAUGUUUCUGGAUACAUCAGCGACCUGAGGCUCCUUUCAACCUUCCACAAUGGAGCGCCCUUUCAGCCCUAAACGGCGGAAAGUUGAUGGAGGCUUCCGAUCUGCUUAUCCCGACUCGACCGAAGACUUGGGUCCUUCUCUGAAGGCCCAGCCCUCCUUCAAGCCGCGCUUUCAACGGCCAAACGACCGGAGCCAGAGUCGCGCACCUCGUUCGAAGCCACAUCAACACGAGUUUGACGGGCCCGAGCCAUUCUUCAAGGAUGAAGACACUACAGCUAUGGACCGAGACUGGUACGCUGGGGAUGAGUUUGGGCAUACAUUUGGCGACGAAAGUCACAAUCCCUUCGGCGGCGCAGAUGCGACAUGGGCAGAUCAGCAACGAGAGCAAGCUCUUGCCGACAAGAAGCUUGGAAAGCGCAUGACUGCAAAAGCAGCACAGAAACAGAAAGAAGUGGACGCUUGGGAAGCAAACCGGAUGGUCACCUCAGGCGUGGCGCAGCGACGUGAUCAAGCCCCAGAUUUCGACGAUGAGGAGUCUGUCCGGGUACAUCUUCUAGUGCAUGACCUCAAGCCUCCCUUCCUGGACGGCAAGACCAUCUUUACAAAACAGCUGGAGCCAGUUCCUGCAGUCCGAGACGCGCAGAGCGACAUGGCAGUCUUCUCUCGAAAAGGAAGCAAAGUCGUACGGGAGAGGAGACAGCAAAAGGAGCGACAGAAGCAAGCACAAGAGGCCACAAACGUGGCCGGUACUGCGUUGGGAAAUAUCAUGGGCGUCAAGGAGGAUGAGGGUGAUAGUGCUGCAGCAGCACCCGGCGAAGAUACUGGCAAGAGCAAAUUCGCAACCCAUCUCAAGAAAAAUACCGGCGGUUCAGCCUUCAGCAGAAGCAAGACCCUGAAGGAGCAGAGGGAGUACCUGCCCGCCUUUGCAGUCAGGGAGGAGCUCAUGCGCGUGAUCCGGGACAAUCAAGUUGUCAUUGUGGUCGGUCAGACCGGGUCAGGCAAGACUACACAGCUUACACAAUUCUUGUUUGAGGAGGGAUAUGCUCAACGCGGACUGAUUGGCUGUACGCAACCUCGAAGAGUCGCUGCAAUGAGUGUGGCCAAGCGAGUCAGCGAGGAGAUGGAAGUCGAGCUGGGCGGUGUAGUUGGAUACGCCAUACGUUUUGAGGAUUGCACCAGCGACGAAACAGCCAUUAAAUACAUGACAGAUGGUGUGUUACUUAGAGAAUCUUUGACACAACAAGAUCUAGACAAAUACUCAUGCAUUAUCAUGGACGAAGCUCAUGAACGUGCUCUCAACACUGAUGUGCUGAUGGGUUUGAUCAAGAAGGUUCUUGCUCGCCGCAGAGAUCUUAAGUUGAUUGUCACCUCUGCCACCAUGAACUCGGAACGCUUUUCUCGCUUCUAUGGAGGUGCUCCCGAGUUCAUCAUUCCUGGUCGGACAUUCCCAGUAGACAUACAAUUCUCGCGCUCUCCCUGCGAAGACUAUGUCGACAGUGCUGUCAAGCAAGUCCUUGCUAUUCAUGUUUCCCAGGGAGCUGGGGAUAUUCUUGUAUUCAUGACGGGACAAGAGGAUAUCGAAGUCACUUGCGAACUUAUCGAAGAAAGACUCAGCCUGCUGGUCAAUCCGCCGAAAUUACUGGUGCUGCCAAUAUACUCUCAGAUGCCAGCAGACCUCCAGGCGAAGAUUUUCGACCCUGCGCCUCCUGGCGUGCGCAAAGUUAUCGUUGCGACCAACAUUGCCGAAACGUCGCUUACCGUUGAUGGAAUCAUGUACGUUGUCGACGCAGGAUACUCCAAACUAAAGGUCUACAAUCCGCGUAUGGGUAUGGACACCCUGCAGAUCACACCCAUCUCUCAAGCAAACGCAUCUCAACGAGCAGGCCGAGCAGGGCGUACCGGACCCGGCAAGGCUUUCCACCUCUACACCGAAUUGGCUUUCAAAAAUGAAUUCUAUAUACAGACAAUCCCAGAAAUACAGCGGACCAACCUGGCCAAUACUGUCUUGCUGCUCAAGUCGCUCGGCGUGAAAGACUUGCUGGAUUUCGAUUUUAUGGACCCCCCUCCACAAGAUACCAUCACAACCUCAUUGUUCGAUCUUUGGGCAUUGGGCGCGCUUGACCAUGUCGGCGAUCUCACCACUAUAGGUCGCGUGAUGACUGCCUUCCCAAUGGAUCCGUCACUUGCUAAGAUGCUGAUCACGUCUUCAACCGACUACGAAUGCAGCGAAGAAAUGCUCACAAUCGUGAGCAUGCUCUCUGUUCCUUCAGUGUUUUACAGGCCGAAGGAGAGGCAGGAAGAGUCGGACGCCGCAAGGGAAAAGUUCUUUGUACACGAGUCGGACCACCUGACAUUACUGCAUGUCUAUACUCAGUGGAAGAGCAACGGGUACAGUGAUGCCUGGUGCAUACGACACUUCUUGCAUCCCAAAGCACUGCGGCGUGCAAAGGAGAUUCGAGAACAGUUGCAUGAUAUCAUGGUCGGGCAGCAGAAAAUGCAGCUCGUCUCCUGCGGGACUGAUUGGGACGUGAUUCGAAAGUGUAUCUGCUCGGGUUACUACCACCAAGCGGCUCGUCGUCGUGGAGUAGGUGAAUACAUCAACCUGCGAACCAGCGUUACGGUUCAGCUGCAUCCAACUUCGGCUUUGUACGGGCUUGGCGAUCCGCCUGAUUAUGUGGUCUAUCACGAGCUCAUCUUGACCAGCAAGGAGUACAUGAGUUGCGUCACCGCUGUGGACCCACACUGGCUGGCCGAUCUUGGUGGUGUUUUCUACAGCUUGAAGUCGAAGGAGUACAGCGCGAAAGACAAGCGAAUCAUCGAGAGUGAAUUCAAUCGCAAGAUGGAGAUUGAGAGGCAGAUGAUGGAAGAUCGCGCGAAAGAGGAGAAGAGGCGUCUGGAAGAAGAAGAAAAAGAAAGGCUUCUCGCUGGAAGAGCCAGAAGUGGAGGAGUGGUGGUCAAGAAGAUGGGAAGUCAAGGAGUGGUUAAGAAGCCUGUCGUUCCUAGGAGGAGGAUGGGGUUCUAGAUAGUGUAAUAGGAGCUCCGCGAUGGUGAAACGCAUUUUGUGAAGGAAAAUACCUAUCGUCG